Molecule: messenger RNA, 355 nt
Organism: Caenorhabditis auriculariae
Lineage: Eukaryota; Metazoa; Nematoda; Chromadorea; Rhabditida; Rhabditidae
Source: the annotation of a GenBank genome assembly
AUGGAAGCCUUUAAAAAUAUGAAAAUCCGACAGUUCGUCGUGAGAAAAUUCAUGGCGACACCGUGAGAAAAAUUCGGAGAAGCGAAGGAUUACAAUAUAAUUCAGGAACGGAGCCCUACACAGCGGGGCCGACGAAACGCUAUAUCGUGGUCGUGUUGUGUGCGAGGCCGAGUCUUGUGACUCUCGUCGCAAACAUUUGCCGGCCCUUCUGCACACAGAGAACCGCCACGUCGUCUCUCCUCGUCUCUCCCUCCUUGCGGCUCUCUCUCUCUCUCUCUCUCUCUCUGUCUACGUUUGCUUUCUCUCCGCCCCUCUCUCUCCCACUCCCCCUCCUUCUUCCCUCUCUUCGGCCUGA